UCACAAGCAACAACGGUGGUAGGCUCAGAAACGACAUGAGGUCCAUACAUCUGACCAACACAUGAGUAGCGUGGGAUUGUGUCUUUAGCUUCAGCAAGGUGGCGAGGUCACUCACGGGGAUAUGAUGUCAUAGAGCAUGUUUAGUUUCCUGGUGCUCUGUGGAGCCUGUGGAUCUCCCUGCUCCUAAUCCCUCUGUGUGUGUUUGGAGACCUUGCAAAUCUCCUCUUCUGGGGGGACGUUCCGGGGACUUCAAACGGGCUUGUCGGGGAGAUGGGGGUCACGGAUCUUGGACACGUGCUUAUCAAACGACUCGAGAUCGCCCCAAGCUAGCGGGGCUGUGUGUGUGUGUGCUUUAUGUGCUGUUAUCCUCCAAACCUAUUCCUGGCCUACUGGUUGUCAGCACAUUCCUCUGUGAAGAGUUACACUUAGCUCCGAUGUGUGUGAGUAACCCUGGCCGCCCACACAAACACAUGCAUGGCCACUGGGGAAAGUAUACACUGCCACAACAUAGGAAACCUUUUGAUCACAAUGACCCCCGCGGCACCCUCUGCUUUGACACACCCCAAAUCCCAAGUCUCACCUGCCAAACAUAGCUAGUCAAGACCUUCUACUUGUCUAUCGUGGAGCUAUAAACAUCUUCAUCAUUAUACCCUUCAACUCACAGUCCGUAAACUCAGUGUUCGCUGUUGUCCAGUAAUAGAAAGUGAGUGUAUGUGCUAUGACUGAGCUAAUGAGAUAUGUAUGCUGCUUUAACUGCCUCUAGGUAAGGUAACCUAAUAACACUAAUAAAACUCACUAAUAAAAAAGUUAGGUUAGCCUUAGCCAGACAGAUACCUUCUCUUUGUAGAGGGGGUUGGGUAUCACCCUGGCACUGUGGUGUAGUAUACAGUAUGUUGGUGUGUGUGUCUGUGUGUGUGUGUGAUGUAGCGGAGGGAUGGUUAGACAAUUAACACCCUGAAUACCUAACCCCAAACUCCCCUUCCCUGUUAAAUCCCCAUCCCCAAGGGGAUAGUGUUACCAUGGAGCUUGUUAAGAAGAGCAGUUGUCAUUGGGUGCUGGACUGUUGUUGCCUAUUGAGUUACAGGGUUGAUGUUGCAAUGCCAGAAAUGUGACAUCUCUCUUUAUGUUUCCAUUGAUGUUCAUGUUCAAAGAAAGACAUGUCAACUGGACAUGAUCAAAGUUCUGGAAAGAAAGGAAGAUCAAUCUUAUGGAAGGAAUGAAUAAACUUCACUGUGUGUGUUUGCAUGUUUGUGUGAGUGUAUGUGCGUGUGUGUUGCUGGAUAGAUCAAAACACCUCUCAUAGAGACAAACAGCCAUCUGUCAGAUGUCCGGUGUACAGGUCAAUGGGUGCGCAUGAGGAUCCAAUGUGUUGUACCAAGUGAAGUGUGUGUGUCUGACGUUCUGCUGUUGGCUGCAGGUGUUCGUCUGGACCGCGUGCGUGGAGGCAGACAGAAGUACAAGAGGAGGAUUGAUGCUGAAAACAGCCCGUGUCUCCUCCCUCAGAGCGGCCUGCCCCAGAAGAGAGCAUUCCCUCUGGGAGGCGUUAUAGAGAACAAAGUGGUGUCCUUACUGUUGUUAGCUGAGCCCGAAGGGAUCUUUGCCAUGCCAGACCCCACGGUCCCAGACAGCGACAUCAAGGCAUUGACCACACUGUGUGACCUCGCCGACCGUGAACUCGUGGUCAAUAUCGGCUGGGCCAAGCACAUACCAGGUUUCCCCUCGCUCUCGCUGGCAGACCAGAUGAGUCUGUUGCAGAGCGGCUGGAUGGAGAUCCUGAUCCUGCGCGUGGUGUUCCGCUCGCUGGCCUCGGAGGACAAGCUUGUGUAUGCUGAAGACUACGUGAUGGACGAGGAGCAGUCCAAACAGGCAGGUCUGUUCGAUCUCAACAACGCCAUCCUGCAGCUAGUGAGGAAGUUCAGAGCCAUGAAGCUGGAGAGGGAGGAGUUUGUGGUUCUCAAAGCCAUCGCGCUCGCCAACUCAGAUUCUAUGCAAAUUGAGGACUUGGAGGCGGUGCAGGGUCUCCAGGAUGUGCUCCAUGGGGCCCUGCAGGACUACGAGAGCACCCAGCACCCCGAGGACCCCAGGCGGGCAGGCAAGCUCAUCAUGAGCCUCCCCCUGCUGCGACAGACAGCCUCCAGGGCCGUUCAGCACUUCUGUAGCAUUAAGCAGGACGGCCGAGUGCCUAUGCAUAAACUGUUCCUCGAGCUGCUGGAGGCCAAGGUCUGACCUUCUCCGGGGAGCGGGUGGGGUUGGUGGUGUGUGUGGGGGGGGGGGGGGGAGGGGGGUGAUGGGGAUCCUCAUAGGCCCGAGACUGAAACUGGAACUGGAUGGUCCUUAGAACUGGAUUGAUAUCCUUCAAGAAUCCUACUAAUGUUCUUGAGCUGAGUGCUGGAUACAGGGCACAGUUUCCACAUGCAGUUCAGUAUGUCUGCUACAACAUGCUGUCUGGCUCUUGUGUUUAUCAGGAGUGCGGCCAUUGUGUCACAGCAUUAGACUCUUGCAAAAGCCAAGGUGAGGAGAACGCACUGUUAUCAUAAUAUUCUUCCAGAGGAAAUAAUGGUCGUAUGGUCUGUUUGACAGAAGGACUAAUGGAGUGUAGUGAAUUGAACACAAUAUAUUAUAAAACUUGAAGAUCCUCGAGGAUAACCUUACAUAGAAAAACUGCUUGAAGCCUGUUUCGUUUGCAUUGAAAUUAUUUUGUGUUUUCAACUCACUGUCUAUUUUGACGUUUCCAUUCAAGUAACUAAAGGAUAGGCUACAAUAUAUAGUUUUGCCAAAUAAUUAAGUGGUUGUAUCAUUAUUGUCAAAUAGUUUCCAAUCAACACCAUUAAUAUGUAUAGUAUCCUGUCUGGAAAUACUCAGACCUGACUUAUCAGAAGCAUCAAGUGCUACACAUUGAAGAUACCUAUGCACCAUGUGCUCUCCAUAACACGCAAAAUCACUACUGGUAACCAUCAGGUUACACACUGGCAAUGUCCAUUGAUGAAAGCUAACAUUAAUCUGCCAUCUUGUUUCAAAGUCUUCAACAACAAAAACUAUGGCCUCUUUAUUUUUGUUAUUAAAAUAUGUUCAGGGAUGCACUUGAGGAAUAUAGAACUCAUGGUGUACGAAGGUAGAAGAAAAAAAAACAUAUUUAUUGUUUGCUUGAUUAUUAUAAUUAUUUUUAUUUACCAGCGUGGCAUUAAUGAAGAAUAACUUUACAUAAUUUUCUAAAGGAUUUUAGCCUCUGUUGUUCAGUGAAGUAAACAAUACCUUUUGUACUUGCUUGACUACUUCACUUACCAUCAUAUUCAAGUGAUUUUUACAUACUUGACAAAAUUCAACUCUGAUAAUGUUGUAAAGUUUUAGAUUAUAACUUGUGCAAAGCACUACUUUCUUCUAUCCAUAAGUGGGAACUGGUGGUGGUGUGUUUAUACUGUAUACUGUAUGUCUGUAUGUCAGAGAGUAGAAAUGUCAGAAAUUCAUAUUUUAAUGUACACCUUAAAUGAAGGGAAAUAAAGACAAAAGAGAGUCAGUUUAGACUUUAACAAAUUCUUAAAUGUUACAGGUUUGUGUUUUAAUGUUUCAUGUCUAUGGUUUGCUCUGUUUGUGUACUGUAUCAGAAUAUCCUGUAUAUUUUUGUGACAAAGUAUAUCAGCGAGAGUGAAGCAGCGACACAUCCUGGAGGAGAGGGAGUUAGUGUAUGUCCUUACUUCUGCUGUGUACAGUAUAACAACCAAUGCCAGACAAGAGAUGCUAUUUGAUCAAUUACCAAUGUUCAGAUUCUCAGGUGGAUUCUAGGGCAAUAAAAAAAAAAGCUUUCUGUUUCAAAUCA
Messenger RNA from Hypomesus transpacificus, 3814 nucleotides. RefSeq names its product estrogen-related receptor gamma-like. The record is from RefSeq and is a predicted model, not a curated record. Bases 1354 to 2226 code for a protein of 290 amino acids. The transcript has 4 exons. Lineage: Eukaryota; Metazoa; Chordata; Actinopteri; Osmeriformes; Osmeridae.